Paramecium pentaurelia is the source of this 1172-nucleotide messenger RNA. NCBI's taxonomy places the organism in Eukaryota, Ciliophora, Oligohymenophorea, Peniculida, Parameciidae. The record is from the annotation of a GenBank genome assembly.
AUGAAUUGUGAUUGUGUACGUUUAAGAUCUGAAUUAGAAAAUAUUAGAAACAAAUAAUCAAUUUUAUUAAAAGACCAUUAAAUGCAAUUAGAAUUGAUAAGAACAAAAACUAAAGAAUAAUAUGAAAGUUUAUUGGAAUCACAAAAACAAGGAUAUCAAGGUUACUAAAAAAUAAAUGAAUAGGAAAUCAACAAAUUAAAAGAAAUAAUUGCUAUAAAAAAUUCUGAAAUAGAAACUCUAAUUCAUACUAACUAAAAAUAUCGAGCUUAGUUAAAUUAGGAAGAAUAAAUAAGCAACUUAAAGAUAUAAAAUCUGAAAAAGGAAUCUUAGGAUAUUGUCACAUUAAUUAAUAUAUAACAAGGAGAAAUUAAUAAAUUAAAGUAGGAGCAACCUUAAAGAGAAGAUUUAUUAAAUGAAUAAUAUUAAUUGCGUUUAGAGGAAAUUUAGAAUUAUUACUCUUAAUUAUUAAAGCAAAUUGGAAAAGAGAAAUAGGAUAUACUUAAUAAAUUAGAUGAAUUAAUUUAAAAAGAAAAAGUACUUAAUGAAUAAAUAAAUAAUCAACAUUCAUAAAUUUAAUUGUUAAAAAUAGAAUAAUUAGAUAAAAUAUCAAUAAUCAAUUAAAAUGAAAAGGAUAUAUAAAAAUUGUAGAAUGAGUUAAAGAAUUUAAAUAAUUUAUAAAAGAAAAACGAAAAUGAAAAUUAAUGGCAACAAAAAUCUAUUUACAAUAAUUAUGAAAUAGUUGUGCAAGAAUAUGAAAAAGAAUUAGAUAAUUUAAAAUACUAAAUUUAACAACUUCAUAAUUCUUAUGAAUAAGUAUUUUAGUAUUUUUAUUUUAGCUCACUUAUAAAUGUAAUGAAUUCAAAGAUGAAAUUUAUAAAUAAAACUUAAUUAUUUAAUCUUAAAAUAAUACUAUAAAAGAACAAGAAGCAUUGCUAGAUAAGUUAGAAAACAAUUCGUAAAGUAACAAUAUGUAGUUUAGUCAAAUGAUGGAAAAUUAAAAGAAGAGAUUAGAAUAAGCCUAUUCUUAUCAAUUAGAAAACUUGAAAAAAUCAUUUUAAACUUAGGUAAGCAUUAUAGCAAUAUUGUAGAUUAUAUUAUUAUAAUAAUAAUAAGCUGAUGAAAGUUUAAAAGGAAAAUAAAAGUUGAUAAAAAGAAGUGUUGCAGAAUUUUGA